CUAGAAAAUCCCAUCUUCCUCGUCAGUCCACCUCGAGCUUCUGUCUCUCUCUCUCCCUCUCUCUCUCCUCUCUUCGGUUCUUUCUCAAAAGUUGUCUUCCACUCUCUAGAUUCCUUUCUGGUUUCUUCAGAUUAGUGUUAGUGGGUUUGUGUUUUGGAUCACUGAAAGCUUUGGGAAGACACUCGAAUGGGUUUAUUGCUGUUUCUUCUUCUUGUAACAGUCUCUGCUGCUUCUGCUGCUGGUGAUGAAGAUGCUUUUAUUGGUGUGAACAUAGGUACAGACCUCUCUGACAUGCCAAACCCAACUCAGGUCGUGGCCCUCCUCAAGGCUCAGAAUAUCCGCCAUGUGAGACUUUAUGAUGCUGACCGAGCCAUGCUACUGGCGCUUGCAAAUUCUGGAAUUCGUGUAACUGUUUCUGUUCCCAAUGAACAACUUCUAGGCAUUGGCCAAUCCAACGCAACUGCUGCCAACUGGGUUUCCCGCAAUGUUCUGGCCCAUGUCCCCGCUACCAACAUCACAACCAUUGCUGUUGGAUCUGAAGUCCUUACAACCCUCCCAAAUGCAGCUCCCGUCCUAGUCUCUGCCAUGAAAUUUAUAAAAUCUGCUCUGGUUGCUUCCAAUCUUGGUUCAGAUAUCAAAGUUUCUACACCACUUUCUACAUCCAUUAUCCUUGAUCCCUUCCCACCUUCCCAAGCAUUUUUCAAUCGUUCUUGGGACCCAGUCAUGGUUCCUUUGCUUAAGUUUUUGCAGUCCACAGGGUCAUACCUUAUGCUUAAUGUAUACCCUUAUUAUGAUUACAUGCAAUCAAAUGGCGUGAUUCCAUUGGACUAUGCACUUUUCCGUCCUCUCCCUCCAAACAAGGAAGCUGUGGAUGCUAACACGCUCCUUCACUACACUAAUGUCUUUGAUGCAACAAUUGAUGCAACUUAUUUUGCAAUGUCCUAUCUCAACAUCACGAAUAUCCCUGUUGUAGUGACCGAGUCAGGCUGGCCUUCCAAAGGUGACUCCAUGGAGCCAGAUGCCACACUCAGCAAUGCUAACACUUACAAUAGCAACCUAAUUAGGCAUGUGCUGAACAAAACCGGGACUCCAAAACACCCGGGGAUUGCAGUGAGUACCUAUAUUUAUGAGCUUUACAAUGAAGACUUGAGACCUGGAUCUGUUUCGGAGAAGAAUUGGGGGCUUUUUGAUGCUAAUGGAGUUCCGGUAUACAUCCUACACUUGACUGGUUCGGGGACAGUGUUGGCAAAUGACACUACAAAUCAGACCUAUUGUGUGGCAAAGGAUGGAGCUGACCCAAAGAUGCUACAAGCAGCCUUAGAUUGGGCUUGUGGACCAGGAAAAGUGGAUUGCUCUCCCUUGGUGCAGGGGCAACCUUGUUAUGAACCUGAUAAUGUGGCUGCACAUGCCACUUACGCUUUUGAUGCAUAUUAUCACAAGAUGGGUAUGGCUGACGGGACCUGUAACUUCAAUGGGGUUGGUACUGUCACUACUACAGAUCCAAGUCAUGGUUCCUGUAGGUUUUCAGGAAGCACUGGGAGAAACGGCACCUUCAUAAACGGCACAUCACUGGCUCCAUCUUCAAACUCAACUGCAUCCGGCUGCUUGUCGCGACAUCCCUACUAUGGAGAUGUGUUGGUGAGAUGUAUGACGACUAUUAGCAUUCUGCUGUUGAGUGGUGCAGUGUUCUUGUAAAAUGAUAAUGGAUAGCGGAGUCUUCAUGAGUAAUCAUCCUGGCAGAGCAGCUUUUCAAUUUGGAAAUUUGGUUAAUUCUAUGAUGAUCUGGCUGACAAGAAUCUUGGGUGGCCGGACAUGUAAUGUUGUUCAUCGGACAGUAUGAUAUGCUCUCUCAUCGGCCCUUCUGUAAAACUGCUGCUUAAAUGCAAUUUUUGCCCCCAGCUCUUCUUCUUUUGUA
Messenger RNA from Diospyros lotus (date-plum), 1915 nucleotides. Its product is annotated as glucan endo-1,3-beta-glucosidase 3. The transcript is spliced from 4 exons. Gene Ontology annotation, cellular component: plasma membrane. Gene Ontology annotation, molecular function: hydrolase activity, hydrolyzing O-glycosyl compounds. The record is from RefSeq and is a predicted model, not a curated record. Lineage: Eukaryota; Viridiplantae; Streptophyta; Magnoliopsida; Ericales; Ebenaceae. Gene Ontology annotation, biological process: carbohydrate metabolic process. Bases 187 to 1695 code for a protein of 502 amino acids.